CAACCCAGACCCUGAUCGAGGCUCGUUCCCCUUUUGAUCUUGUUAAUCUCGACUUGCAUUUCUCUCUCGACUGUCAGAUCGAACUGGGGGAGACAGUGAUUAAUUCCCAUUGACUCUAGCACCCAUCCCUCCCCCUUCUCGAAAGGUCAUGGAAGCUGCGGCCAGCUAAAGAUCUCCUCCCUCUCGAAGCUAGCAUACCGACACGAACCACCGUCGCUAUAUAUGCACAUGCAAUUUUGAAACCCCAUCAGCUUCAAACCCUGCGCCAGCCCUGUUUUGAAAAGUACCAAGCCACCGAACCUCGCCCGAUUCGUCACCUAUAACCCUCCGACGCAAUGAGUUCCAGCGGGGGAGAUGCGAAGUUGUUCGCAAGGGGCAAAGUCGCCGAACUGCGCCAGGAGCUCAACAGCGGCGGGAAAAAGGACAAGAACCAUUCGGCCAAGAAGAUCGCCCUCAAGAAGAUUGUCGCAAACAUGACGAUGAGCAACAACGAUAUGGUAGCCUUGUUCCCGGAUGUGAUCGGCUGCAUGAACCUGCCCAGUUUGGAAAUCAAAAAGAUGUGCUUCCUGUUCUUGGUCAACUACUCCAGGGCGAAGCCGGAUAUUGCGCUCAAGGCUUUGCCGAUUCUGGUCGAUGAUAUGGAAGAUUCCAACCCGCUCGUGCGUGCUCUGGCUCUACGGACGAUCUCGUACGUCCACGUCCGCGAGUUCGUCGAAGCCACAGUUGCACCGGUCAAGCGAUUGAUGCAGGAUAUGGAUCCCUACGUCCGGAAAACGGCCGCCUUUUGCGUCGCGAAGCUCUACGAGCACGAUAAGAAGAUGGUCGAGAGCUCCGACCUGAUUGAUCGGUUGAACAGCAUGCUUAAGGACGAGAACCCGACGGUGGUAUCCAGCGUCCUUGCCUCCUUGGUGGAUAUUUGGGGACGGAGUGAAUCGAUCUCUCUCACCAUCGACUACGCCAGCGCCUCGAAGCUCGUUUCGAUCCUACCAGACUGCUCUGAGUGGGGCCAAUCAUACAUUCUCGAGGCCCUAAUGUCCUAUGUUCCUCAAGACUCCGCAGAAGCGCUCUUGCUGGCAGAGCGCAUUGCUCCCCGUUUGUCGCAUUCCAACUCUGCCGUUGUUCUGACUUCGAUCCGGGUCAUCCUUUACCUCAUGAACUAUAUCGCAGACGAGAGACAUGUUACCUCGUUAGCGAAGAAGUUGUCACCGCCCUUAGUCACCCUUCUCUCCAAGCCCCCAGAAGUACAGUAUCUGGCUCUACGUAAUGCCAUCCUAAUUCUACAGAAGAGGCCGGAAGUCCUACGGAACGAUAUCCGCGUUUUCUUCUGUAACUACAACGAUCCGAUCUAUGUCAAAGUGACGAAGCUAGAAUUGAUAUUCAUGCUAACAACGAAAGAAAAUAUCUCUGUGGUGCUCGCAGAGCUCAGGGAGUAUGCUACAGAGAUCGAUGUCCAUUUCGUGCGCAAGGCCGUGCGCGCGAUUGGCAAAUUGGCGAUCAAGAUCGAGUCGGCCGCGCGGCAGUGUAUCGACACUCUCCUUGACCUGGUCAACGCGAAGAUUCCCUACAUCGUCCAGGAAGCGACCGUGGUCAUCCGGAACAUCUUCCGCAAAUACCCCAACCAAUACGAGAACAUAAUCAGCAACGUCAUCCAGAACAUCGACGAGCUCGACGAACCCGAGGCCAAGGCUGCUAUCAUCUGGAUCAUCGGACAAUACGCGGACCGCAUCGAGAACUCCGACGGCCUUCUCCAGGACUACCUCGCUACCUUCCACGACGAAACCAUCGAGGUCCAACUGGCCCUCCUGACCGCAACGGUGAAGUUCUUCAUCCAACGCCCAACCAAGGGUCAGCAGCUGGUCCCCCAGGUUCUGAAGUGGUGCACCGAGGAGACGGACGACCCGGACCUCCGCGACCGAGGGUACAUGUACUGGCGGCUCCUCUCCACCGACCCCGCGGCCGCCAAACAGGUCGUCAUGGGCGAGAAACCGCCGAUCAGCGCGGAGAGCGAGAAACUCGACCCCAAGACUCUCGAGGAGCUGUGCUUGAACGUCGGCACGCUGGCCACGGUGUAUCUGAAGCCCGUCCAGCAGGUCUUCCGCAAUGCGCGGACGAGACGGUUGCAGUACAGCCCGGCCCUGCAGAAGCCGCAAGAGGAAGCCAGCAGCGCCGCCGGCUGGCAAAUUCCCGCUGCGGCACAGGUUGCGGCCAGUAGUCCCACGGCCGCGACGGCCGCCAACCCGACUGGGUUCCCGAUGACCGGAGCGGCGGCGGGUGACAUGAACGCCGCCGUCAGCGCCGCGGACAACUACUUCAACAGCGUCGGCAGUCAGCAGAUGGCCGCGCUCGAUCUGGGCGGUCGCGGGGACGGCGGUGCCGGGGGCGGGGGCGCUUCGCAGACCCAGUAUGUGGUCAACCAGAACCAGCAGCAGGUCUAUCAACCCCAGUUGGCUGGUGGUGCGGCGACGGGAGAGCUGUUGCUGCUGUAAUAUCCUCUACCUAGUAUCUCAUACUAUCGCCGCGUCCGUUCCUUCUCCAGGAUACUGAAACUGACUUCCUUGGUUUUUUUCCCCUUCUUGCAUUCAUCCCUUGAGCGAUGCCAGUUUUUUAAUCGCAGGCAGGGACUUGUGAUACCUCUUAUUAUUUACCAUUUCUAUUAUAUGUAUCAUUUUAACUACAUUACACACAAAAUGUAAAGAAGUCAG
Messenger RNA from Aspergillus japonicus CBS 114.51, 2702 nucleotides. Its product is annotated as putative AP-2 adaptor complex subunit beta. Gene Ontology annotation, biological process: vesicle-mediated transport; intracellular protein transport. Gene Ontology annotation, molecular function: clathrin binding. Bases 336 to 2486 code for a protein of 716 amino acids. NCBI's taxonomy places the organism in Eukaryota, Fungi, Ascomycota, Eurotiomycetes, Eurotiales, Aspergillaceae. The record is from RefSeq and is a predicted model, not a curated record. The transcript is spliced from 7 exons. Gene Ontology annotation, cellular component: membrane coat.